Messenger RNA from Diospyros lotus (date-plum), 2363 nucleotides. RefSeq lists its product as uncharacterized. The record is from RefSeq and is a predicted model, not a curated record. The transcript is spliced from 3 exons. NCBI's taxonomy places the organism in Eukaryota, Viridiplantae, Streptophyta, Magnoliopsida, Ericales, Ebenaceae. The coding region runs from base 127 to 2028 and encodes 633 amino acids.
UCCGAAUGUCAACACCCCCGAAAAUUUCCUUUUCCCCAAUUCCAAGUAAUAUGCCUUAGCAGCUCUUCUUGUUAGCACGAACAAGAAAAGUUCAGAAACCUGGCAGAGGUCUAGUCGUUGAGCAAGAUGCCGAAGUGGGAUGUCUCCCUUUCAAGAUCAGAAACAAGGAGUUUCAAGCUCCAUCUCGUAGUAUGUGAUCUUGAAGGUUUGCUGAUGGAUGAUGUAUCAAAUAGGGAGAAGUAUACCAUCAAAGUACAGAUAGAAUGGGCAGUUCCGAGGAAUAAGUACCUGGCAAGAAGAAAAGUCGAAAGGAAUCAGACAUCCAAUCAGCAUGUGAAUUCGAAUGGAUGCGUCCAGUGGAAUGAAGGUUUUGUACAUGAGUGCAAGCUGAAGAUAAAGAACUCCGAGAGUUUCUGCAGCCAUAUGAUCAAUUUAGUGGUUCAUGGAUUAGGUGCGGAAUCAGACAGCAGAGCAACAGAGCUGGCAAAAUUUAGGAUGGAUAUAGCCAAAUUUGCUGCACAGACAGAAACUUCAGAGAACAUUAUCAAACUUCCAGCCAGGUGCUGCAAUAUUGGAAGCUCCAAUGUUGUUGCUAGGCUAAAGGUGAAACUGAACUCCUUCCAGCUCCAGCCUCUACAUAAAAACGGCACAGUACACCCUCUUUGCCCUACCCAUCUAUUGCCAUCUCUGUCAAUAUGUGCAGGAUAUCAGAAUCAUACAAAAAAUGACAUCGACAACUCUACUUCAGAAUCAGAUGAAGAAGCUGAGCCCAGCUACAGAAACCUGGCAGCAAUAAAUCACCAACUUGGUAACCUCAUAACUCACAAGUUUGUGUAUGACAAAGAUGAGAACAGGGGAAAAAGGCAGCAAUAUCAACUCGCACAGAAAUCUCCAUUAAUCAGGUAUUUUUCGUCUAAGAAUAUGAGGAUUAGUUAUAGAGAUAUUGAUCAUCUUGGAGACACUCCCCUCUUGAACAAAGCAUGUAGAGAAGAUGGUGGAGAUGACAUUGACAAUGAUCGCCGUUACCUCUUUUCGCUCUCACAAGCAAGUCAGAGUAAGGCCCAGUUGAACACACAGCUUUUCAGAAUUUUGGGUAGUGAUCGAUUUGAGAUAGGCAACUGGCAAAGGAGGAAGUUUGCAAGCAGAGACAAAAAUCUGGAGCUAGAGACAGAAGUAUUUCUAGCUUCAAUUGAUCAGCGGAGUGAGAAAGCAUCAGGUGCAGGCGCGUGCACAGCUCUAGCAGCAGUUAUAGCCUAUUGGCUGCAUCAGAACCCAGAAGAACUACCACUACGAUGCGAAUUCGACAAAUUGAUCAGGGAGGGAUCUUCUGAAUGGAGAAGACUAUGCAAAGAAGAAGUGAAUAGGGAGAAAUUCUCUGACCAGCACUUUGACCUUGAUACUGUCCUUCAAGCACAAGUUCGACCACUCAAGGUGGUCCACGAGAAGUCCUACAUAGGCUUCUUUGAGCUUGAAAAUAUGCCAAAUCAGUCAGAGUUCCUUCAAGGUGCAAUGUCUUUUGAUAGUAUAUGGGAGGAGCUUGAAAAUAUUGAAUCAAGAUCGGCAGAAGAGAUCUACAUUGUGAGUUGGAAUGAUCAUUUCUUCAUUCUGAAGGUAGAAAUAGAUGCAAUUUACAUAAUUGAUACACUAGGAGAAAGGCUGUGCGAAGGGUGCAACAAAGCCUUCAUAUUAAAGUUCACCAAAGAAAGUAAGCUUUACAGAGUGCAACCAAAAGUAGGCUCAGAAAAGGAUGCAGAGAAUCAGCCAAGGAAAACAGGACAAAGGAUGAAUCCCAGAAGUCACCAAAGAAAAAAAAUACAUGAAGGAAAGUCUGCUUGCAAGGAAUUUAUAAAGGGGUUUCUUGCUGCUCUCCCUCUGAGAGAACUAAAAACUAACAUCGAAAGAGGAAUCACUGCAGAAGCACCUCUCCAUCGUCUCCUGCAAAUCGAGUUCCAAUACACAGCUCCAUGCAACAACACAGCCAAUCAUGAUGAUCAUGCACUGAUCAAUCAGAGGCCUGCAAAGCAGUAAGAGGCAUAAGCCUAGAUGGUGACAAAGCUCUAAGACUUCCAAAUUGUAAUCAAUAGCUAAAUACGAACUUCACCUGCAAUGAGCCCAUCUCUAGUUGGGAUUUAUCAGCAUUCUCCAACAGUUGGUUCUUUGCUCUUGUGAAGUCCUCGUUAGCUAGUUAUAAAACCAAUAUAUGGCACUGGCUCAUCUGGAGUGUAUAGCCACUAGUAUUCUCCACUGAUCAACUCUUCACUCUUGUGAUGGCUUUAUUAAGUACAUGUAGCCAUUUAUAUGAAGUUCAACUAUGAUACUUAUGACUCAAAAUCCUUAUUUAUCUAUGAUUGGGUUUCUUGAUU